AUGUCAUCUUCGGCAGACCUUGACAAUGACGACGACUACGUCGCUAAGCUUCUCGUCGACGAUGCGAGGAAGAGUUCGGUGCGCUAUGCUUCCCAAGGCCUGUCCGCCUUGCUGCCCCAAAGACCGACCGCCCCCUGGCCGAAACCGAAUACUCGCUUCCUGAAAACCUUGGUCCGUGAAGCCGAUAGCCACAAUGCAAAACUGAAGGAAAAGGAAGAACUGGAGGCAAGAAUCCGUCUAAGAAGGAUCGUAGGCGCCGGGCCAGCCACCAGAAACCCUAAACGGGACCGGGACAACGAAGGUCACAAGCGGGAGCGGAAGAGACGACGGUUAAGUGACGACGCUGAAGACGCACAGAGCCCCCAGAGAGACAGACGUGACAGAGCCCGAGUGUCCAGACAUAGCCAGAGCCCUGAGCAGCGCGGAAAGCGAGACGAUGAGCACAGACGGCGGCGGCGGCGGCACCGGCAGAAGAGUGACGAAUCCAAUGAAGACCACGACUAUAGAAGAUCUCGACUUGACCGCUCUCCUCGCCGAAGCAGGUCUCAUUCACGGACCAGGUCCAGAAGCAGGGAGAGAAAGGAGCACAGGGAGACACGCAAAAGAGACAGACACGAACGAAAAUCCCGCCGACUUUCUCCACCCACCGACACGAAACCAGAGUGGCAGAAGGAUGCCAGGGACCACACUCGCACGCAUAUGCCUUCGAGAUCCUCCUCCACCUCAUCCGACCCUCUCGCCUCACUGAUCGGCCCACACCCAACAUCGGCUGACGCAGAGCAACCUCCGCAGCGCCGUGGCCGGGGCUUCAACCACCAUGCCUCGCACCGGUCCCGCUCAAACAUCGACGCCCACUUCUCCCCAACAUAUAAUCCCACCACACCGCACGACGAGGGUCUCGACUCUGACACUCUGAACCUGGGGGACGAAGGAGGUGACCUGGACGAAUGGACAUCCGCGCUCUCAGCGCUUCGAGAUCGGAGAGCCUGGCGCGCGAAGCAGGCCGAGCGCAUGAAAGACGCCGGCUUCACCGACGCGGAGAUCGAGCGGUGGGAGAAGUCCUCCUCCCGGACCCUCCUGGGCGGCGGUUCAGGAAAAGACGAGGGCGACGUCCGCGACGUCAAGUGGCGCAAGAAGGGCGAAGAGCGGGAGUGGGACAUUGGCAAGGAGAGAAGUCCCAGCCCCAGUGUAUCCGGCGGCGACAUGCCUGGACCUGCCGUUGUUGGCAGGGCAAAGUCACCGGCAAGAGAGGGUAAUGCGACGAGGACCUCGAGCGAAGGAAAGAAGACUGCUAGAGGGAAAGGGGUUGACUCCGCAUGGCGCCGACCCGAGAGCGGCCUUCUGAAGCAGUUCAAGAGCGCUCUUCGUUGA
Molecule: messenger RNA, 1371 nt
Organism: Fonsecaea multimorphosa CBS 102226
Lineage: Eukaryota; Fungi; Ascomycota; Eurotiomycetes; Chaetothyriales; Herpotrichiellaceae
Exons: 1
Coding region: 1-1371 (456 amino acids)
Source: RefSeq, a predicted model, not a curated record